AUGUUGAAUUCAACAGCAUCAAACCAAGAUGAAAUCAUACUAAAAUCAUCAAAAAGGUUUGUACUAGCAGAUCAAGUCAAGGAUUUAGAAUCUGCCCCAAUAUAUCGACCUAAAAGAUCAAGUAAAAAAGUAAAAUUAUCACUUGUUACAAAUCAACCUUUUACUUAAUCCAAAAUUUGUUAUAUUUGUCGUAAAAGCUGUGGAAUAAAAUUAUGUAAAUGUGAUGAUGUAUAAUAUCAUCCUGAUUGUGUGAUUGCUGAGAUGAAGAAGCCUUCAUCUUCGAUAUCAACUUUGCAAUGUCUUUUUUGUUUAUGUUUCUUUAAAACUGAAAUUAAAAAUAAAAAGUAUAACAUAAUAUGAAACUAUAGAUUUCAUUAAAGAAAGAGUUAUAGAAAUUUUGCAAUUUUACUAGCCAUCUCUAUAGCUAUUGUCUUUAUCUUAAUAGGGGUAUUAUGGAAUACACUUUCAACAUUAAUGAUAAUCAUUUUAUUUAUAAUCAAUAUAUUGCUCUCCUUAAUUGCAUUAUAUUGUUACAAAAAAAUUUAUUACUUGGAAAUAGAUUGGAGGUUAGUAAUAGCAGAAGAUGAACCAAUAAAUCCAUAGGCUUAUAAUAAUGCAAAAAUUAUACUUCAAGCAUUUUAUACAAAUACUGCUCAUUACAUCUUUGAUACUGAAAUGUAAUGA
Molecule: messenger RNA, 684 nt
Organism: Paramecium sonneborni
Lineage: Eukaryota; Ciliophora; Oligohymenophorea; Peniculida; Parameciidae
Source: the annotation of a GenBank genome assembly